This is a messenger RNA of Trichomonas vaginalis G3, 1659 nucleotides long. Its product is annotated as sensory perception of sound protein family. The record is from RefSeq and is a predicted model, not a curated record. The transcript has a single exon. Lineage: Eukaryota; Parabasalia; Trichomonadida; Trichomonadidae. The annotation marks the transcript as partial.
AUGAACAAACUAGAUAAGAUGAUUAAGGAAUAUAGAGGAUUGGCGAAUACAUCGAGCGUUCUAAUAAAGGAAGUAGAAAACACGACAAAGCUGCAGAAAAUGAUUCAUGAUGAAUUACUGUUAGGUGAAUUUUCUAUAAAACAAAGACAGAGUAACUUAAUGGGUGAGGCUUAUUAUUUGGAGAAUUGGUAUAAUGAGAGGUUAAAACAAAUGUCGACUCCAACACCAACUCCUACACCUACUCCUACAGUAGCUCCAACACCAACUCCCACUCCUGAACCAACAGUAGCUCCAACGCCAACUCUGACACCAACUGCUCACGCAGGUCCUCCACCAAUGUCGAGUAGUCAUGGUAUAACAUUAAAUAAACCAACACCUACACCAAAAAUAACUCCUGUAUCACAUCCUAGUACAACUAACCCAGUAUCUGAUUCAAAUCAAGCGGAAAGAUCACAGGUUCUUAAAAGAGCUAAUACACCAACUGCUUCCCCUAUUAGAACACCAGAGCCAACUCCAAGAAUCACAAAGGCGCCAACACCUUCACCGACUGUUGAACCAACUCCAGAACCAACAGUACCUCCAACUCCAUCUCCAACUCCAUCACCGACACCUACAAAAGCACCUACUCCAUCUCCAACUCCGACUAAAGCUCCGACACCGUCUCCAACACCAACUAAAGCUCCAACACCGUCUCCAACUCCGACUAAAGCUCCGACACCGUCUCCAACACCAACUAAAGCUCCAACACCGUCUCCAACUCCAGCUGAACCAACUGAUGCAGAAUCUAUUCAAAAUUGGUUAGACGAAGAAAAGCGAAAAGAAAAGGCUGCAAUUGAUGCUGCACUAGAUAAAAACACACCACCACAGACACUUGGUGGUUACAUGUUAAAGAAAGACAACAUUCAAAGACAAGAACGUGCAUUGAGUGUUGCCAGAGAACAAGCACAAGAAGAGAAGAAAAUAGUUGAAGGAGAAGCUUCAAAUAGAGGUGGUCCAGGAACUUACAAAGGAUCAAACUAUCCAGCAGAGAAAGCCUCGAGUGAUAAUGUUGUCUCAAGAGCUACUGAUUUAGUUACCCAUGGUAUUCUAACUGGUGCAACAGCUGUUGGUAGUGCUAUUGGAACCAGUGUUGACACUGUUGUUGAUACUGUAAGAACUGUUACAAAUCCUACACCUGAAGAUAGGAAGGAAGAAUUUCUUACUCUUAAUACAAAGGCAAAACCAGGGAUAUGGAUUGGUCGUGGAAUUUUAAAUGCUGGUAGUGCUAUUGGCAAUGGUGCUUCAGCGGUAGGGGGAUGGCUCGGAAGAACAGCAACAUCAACCGCAAAUGGAAUACUAACAGGUGCCAAAUCACUUGGUAAUUGGGCUGAUGAUAAGUAUACAAAAUAUUAUGAAGAAAAAGCUCGUAAGGCUAAGGAAGAAGCUGAACGAAAGGCGAAAGAAGAAGCUGAACGUAAAGAACUAGAGGAACUUAAGAAGAAAGAAAAAGCUCGUAAGGCUAAGGAAGAAGCUGAACGAAAGGCGAAAGAAGAAGCUGAACGUAAAGAACUAGAGGAGCUUAAGAAGAAAGAAAAAGCUCGUAAGGCUAAGGAAGAAGCUGAACGAAAGGCGAAAGAAGAAGCUGAACGUAAAGAACUAGAGGAACUUAAGAAGAAAGAA